AUGCAUAUCCCUGGCGAGAGAGUGCGAGGGCCGAGAGCAGGCAACGCAGCGCCAAGCCCUAAGCACGGGCGCCUAAUUCGGGCGAGUGGCGCGGCCUGUGGGCUGAGGCGCCCUCGCCGCGCCGCCCUCAUUAGGCGCGGGAGAUCUGCCUCCUCCGAGGGAAGCGAGCACGAGUUACGCCGGGAUAACCACACCGGCUGUCACUCCAAGCCUGCCUGUUACGCCUUCGGGCAUCAUCUUUAUCAUCAUCAGCAUCAUUCAUUAUCAUCACCAUCAUCAUCAUCAGUUCGGAUCGAGGGCUUUGAAAGGUAUGGGGACGGACGCGGCUACAGCCCCCCCGGGCCCGUCGCCCUCCCUCUGACGCCCUCGCCCGACGCCCACGGCCGGGCCCUGACGCCCACGGAGAGCCUGGGCGGGCUGUCUCCGGGCGGCCUGGUGUCGCUGGCGCCGCUGUGCCCGCAGUACGACGUGCGGCCCGAACCGCCCGAGGAGCCCAUCAACCUCACCACGCGGCCGCCCGCGCUCUACGACCGCCCGCCCGAGGACCUCAGCACCGCCCACGCCAUACUCGACCUGUCCACCGCCCGCGUGGCCGAGUACUCGCCCCCGCACACGCCGCCCUCGCCGCACGCGCCGCACGCGGCCCUCGAGUACCACCACGCGCUCCCGCACCCGCACCCUCUCCCCCACGCGCCCCCGCACUCGCCGCACUCCCCGCCGCCCGCGCCGCCGCCCGCCUACCACCUGCACGGCAGCCCCGGCGACAGCGGCGGUGGCGUCGGCGGCGGCGGCGGCGUCGGCGGCGAGCCCAGCGGGGCGCCCGAGCAGCACGACGAGGACGCCGACGGCAAGAAGCCGUGCACGGUGGCCUACACGUACGAGGCGUUCUUCGUGAGCGACGGGCGCAGCAAGCGGCGCGGCGUCGACCCCGGCGAGAAGCAGCGCUACACGUGCUCGGAGUGCGGCAAGCACUACGCCACGUCGUCGAACCUGUCGCGCCACAAGCAGACGCACCGUGACCUGGACUCCGGCAACGCGCGCCGCUGCCACGUGUGCGGCAAGGCCUACGUCAGCAUGCCGGCGCUCGCCAUGCACGUGCUGACGCAUAACCUGACGCACCGCUGCGGCGUGUGCGGCAAGGCCUUCUCGCGCCCCUGGCUCCUGCAGGGCCACAUGCGCUCGCACACGGGCGAGAAGCCCUUCGGCUGCGCGCACUGCGGCAAGUCCUUCGCCGACCGAUCCAACCUGCGCGCGCACAUGCAGACGCACUCCCAGCUCAAGAACUUCCGGUGCAAGCGCUGCAACAAGUCCUUCGCCCUCAAGUCGUACCUCAACAAGCACUACGAGUCCGCGUGCUUCAAGGACAUGCCUCUCCCGCCCUCCACGCCAGAGCCGCCUUAGCUUCUCUCCGCGCAGCCUCCGCUCCAUCCCGCUCACCGCCUGAACCGUACAAACCCACCGUCCCGACCCAAGAGAACCGAGAAGGAACAGAGCAAGCUGAAGGAAGGACGCGACAGAGAGAGGAACAG
Molecule: messenger RNA, 1529 nt
Organism: Penaeus chinensis
Lineage: Eukaryota; Metazoa; Arthropoda; Malacostraca; Decapoda; Penaeidae
Product: transcriptional repressor scratch 2-like
Biological process (GO): regulation of DNA-templated transcription
Molecular function (GO): RNA polymerase II cis-regulatory region sequence-specific DNA binding; DNA-binding transcription factor activity, RNA polymerase II-specific
Source: RefSeq, a predicted model, not a curated record